Perognathus longimembris pacificus (Pacific pocket mouse) is the source of this 2549-nucleotide messenger RNA. It is a transcript of the gene Rnd2, whose product is annotated as Rho family GTPase 2. Gene Ontology annotation, molecular function: GTPase activity; GTP binding. The coding region runs from base 77 to 760 and encodes 227 amino acids. The record is from RefSeq and is a predicted model, not a curated record. NCBI's taxonomy places the organism in Eukaryota, Metazoa, Chordata, Mammalia, Rodentia, Heteromyidae. Gene Ontology annotation, biological process: small GTPase-mediated signal transduction. The transcript has 5 exons.
AGGAGGCGGCAGCGGCAGCGGCGGCGGCGGGGCCCGGGAGGGGGGCGGCGUGGGGGGCCGGCGCGUAGCCGGGACGAUGGAGGGGCAGAGCGGCCGCUGCAAGAUCGUGGUGGUAGGGGACGCAGAGUGCGGCAAGACGGCGCUGCUGCAGGUGUUCGCCAAGGACGCCUAUCCUGGGAGUUAUGUCCCUACUGUGUUUGAGAACUACACUGCAAGCUUCGAGAUCGACAAGCGCCGCAUUGAGCUCAACAUGUGGGAUACUUCAGGUUCCUCUUACUAUGAUAAUGUCCGGCCUCUGGCCUAUCCUGAUUCUGAUGCUGUACUCAUCUGCUUUGACAUUAGCCGGCCAGAGACACUGGAUAAUGUUCUCAAAAAGUGGCAGGGGGAGACUCAGGAGUUUUGCCCGAAUGCCAAGGUUGUGCUGGUUGGCUGUAAACUGGACAUGCGAACUGACCUGGCCACACUGAGGGAGCUAUCCAAGCAGAGGCUUAUCCCUGUUACACACGAGCAGGGCACGGUGCUGGCCAAGCAGGUGGGAGCCGUCUCCUACGUUGAGUGUUCCUCCCGAUCUUCUGAGCGCAGCGUCAGGGAUGUCUUCCACGUGGCCACAGUGGCUUCUCUUGGCCGGGGCCAUAGGCAGCUGCGCCGUACUGACUCACGCCGGGGUCUGCAGCGAUCCACGCAGCUGUCAGGACGGCCAGACCGGGGCAAUGAGGGCGAGAUACACAAGGAUCGAGCCAAGAGCUGCAACCUCAUGUGAGAGGCUGCAGUGGUGCAGAGUGAAGAGGGGUUAUCGAGGGGCACAGUAGUUCUUCUGUCCGCACCUGGGCUUCCUGACCUCCUGACCUUGGCUGGGAUGUGAGGAAAGGCAGAUGGAGCAAGUCUUCUGGUCCGAGGAGCUGGAGGGCAGAGGGAUGUCACCAUCCUCCGGGUCCUCAUCCCCUCCUUGCCUCUGGGAUGUGAGGGGAUUAACAGGUGGGCAUCUGGGGCAUGAACUUGAAUGGGGCAGGUGGGCAUUUAGGGAAGCCAGCAUCAAGCAAUGACCUUGUGAAGCCUUGUGUAGAAAGAAUACCUUCUCUUCCCACCCCAGGUUCCCAAAUCCUGGUCCUGGCUUCCUUUCCUAAGCAAAAAUGUCAAUUCUGUAACUUUCUCUUUUCUUUACCUCUCAUGUCUACAGCUGUUCUCACACAUUCUAACCUCCGGGCAAGAUUCACUAAAUUUUAAAGCAAGGGGAAGCCCCUCCCCCACACCACCAGCCCCCCUCCCCCCCAACCUCCUUUCCCUCAACACUCCCCAAAUAAAGCCCAUGUCCAUGGAAAACGGCUGUGGCUUUAGUUUUGUUGCUUUUUUUUUUUUUUUUCAAAAACCCAUUUACUAGUUCUCUUGCAGCAAGACAAGUUAAUCCUCAAGGGGAGACUUCCCUGUCCUUGUCCAUAGAUGGAGCAGAGGGAAGAAUGAUGUGCUGGAGCCGUCCUUUUAGGAGCCAGAGGAGGGGGGAUGGGUUAUGUAAAGACUCUUCAUUCAUUCAUAAAGGGGAACAGUCCUCAUGCCAUUGGAGGGCCUUGGAGGAGACUGAUGUCUAGACAAUUGUUCACCAUCACUCAGCCCAGCUGGGAACCCUUCUAGCAGGAGAGGGGUUUUGCUGACAUGGUAGGCCCCUUAGGGGGCUAGGGCAUUACCCAGCAAAACUGUAUAGGGUGGAGUUUCCCAACUCUGGAGCUCCCAGGGGCGAAGGCAGAGGCUCUCUCUUUUCCACCCUGAACAACUUGAUCAUUUGAGGGAGAAUUUCUGUUGUGAGUUUAGGGGCUCCUUCCCAUCCCAUGCCCUGGCGAAGGAAAGCCGGUGGAAGGGAUGGCCAAAGCACUUGUUGUCAGAAAGGACAGUACUGGUCUGUUUUCUUGGGAGUCUGGUUUCAGAUUGUCCUGUAUUCCCUCCUUGGCUCUGGUCCCACUGGCCUCUUUUCGGUGACAUUCUCCCCCAGGAACCAUCCCUGGCCUUCCCCUCCCCCUACCCGAGCCCCAACCCCUUCUCCCAGACUCACUGGGAGAGCACAGAUCUUUCCUUACCCUCUUCUGGGACCCUACUGUAAUUCACACUGCAUCUCUCCUUGUGCAUUCAGCAAAUACAAAGUGGACCAAUUGUGCCACCCACUAAUAUGGGAGACUGAAAGGACCAGUCUCUGAGCAUCUAGGGGCUAGCCCAGUGGAAGAGAGGUAACCCUGGUGUGACGGUGGCUUGACAUCCCUAUGGCAAGGGAAGCUAGUCCUCUAAGCCAGGUCCUGAAGGUUGAAGAGGAGUUUGCUAAGAAGGGGGUAGGUUAGAAAGGCAUUGUGGGUAGAGAGGCAGGCAGGUGUAUAAAGGGGGUGAGGAUGAGCACAGGUGGGGCUCCCAGGGUAGGGAGAGCCAAAGACAAUGCUGAUAAAGCACAUGGAGGCCGCAUCAGGGCUCAGAAGGGAACAAGGACUUCAUUGGAGGAUGUGAGGAGCACUCAAGCAGAGUGUAGACGUCAGACUUGGGUUUGGGGCCAGCAUUUCUGGAGAGAUGGUGGG